Molecule: messenger RNA, 5681 nt
Organism: Saccostrea echinata
Lineage: Eukaryota; Metazoa; Mollusca; Bivalvia; Ostreida; Ostreidae
Exons: 3
Coding region: 1249-3606 (785 amino acids)
Source: RefSeq, a predicted model, not a curated record
AGCAGUUUUGUCAAAAUCAUGCUUUGCAAGAAUGAUAGGGACACAUGAGCUGUGAGUUAAAGGGGCCGGCAUGCCAGGUAUUUGAGUCUUAUGUUGGUACAACACGUAGAUUACCGAGAUACACCUGUAUAAUUUACUCUGUAGACAUUGGUCGAAAUGCAGGUAAAAUUACCUGGCAUUGCGUAUGCCAUGUUUGUGCAAAUCUUAGGAUAACAAAGAGAACUUUCUUUAUUCAAACAAACCACUGUUAGAGUGAUUUGAUUAGGUGAGUCCUUGGCGUGCGUAUCCACACUAUAUUGUUCUGAUUAAUGCGGCAUUGGCUCAACCUAAGAAUGCAUAGAUUUGCGGGGAAUUAAUGUCAGAAGUAAAUAUUCGUAAGCUGUUGAACUGGGUUCAAUGCCUUGGAAAUUUUGGAUGGUAAAUAACCAAGGAACAGGAGCCAUUUAUAAUUCCGAGACCAGCUGCAAAAAUUGGAAACGGUGUCAAGGUUCAAUGCAAACAGUUCAUCAACUGAUAAUUUGGAAAAGUUUUUUCUUGUGUUUUCUUUCCGAGAGUUGGAGUGGUGUUGCAGUUUAUAUUUCAACAUCUGUUUUAUUCCGGAUUUUAUAACCUGUGUGAAUCAUCCUGCUGCAAUUUCUGCUGCAAAAAUCGAUUAGUUUUGUUUAUAGAACAUUCACCAGGUAUCUUCUAGGAGGGGAAAAAAAUUAUCUUCCAAGUGAAACUUAGACAAGAUUACUGUAUUUAUAGGAGAGAUAAAGGGAGUAAUGUGCAUUAUUUAAUGUCUUAUCUGAUGUGAAGAAGUGAUUUCAUAUUCAAAGCAGGAUUUUAUGACCAGCAAAAAACAUUCAGAAAAUUUGCCAAGGAUUUCAUUUUCAUAUCAGUGUAUAAUUUUUUAAUGUGAUUUACUUAGUGAAGGAAGUUUUUCCACAAAAUAUUCAUCCCCCCAAAAAUACAUAACAAAAGAAAUACAAGUGUGUUAUUACCAAGAUAUCAUGAUGAUCAAUUACUUUUUCAAAAUAUAAAGGAAGCCUCAAGAAUAUUAAUAAAUCAUGCAUGAGAAGGCUGGCAUGACAAAGGCGAUUUCUAUGUGUUUUCUACUGGAUUGCUUGGAUAAAUACAACAGUGGUUAAAAUUGGAACAAAUUCAUUGAUAUUAUGAAGUCUGUCCGGUCGUGUGACAUACUGUUAAGUAAUAAGGCAGACUUGAAGUGAUAAACAGAAAUCUUGUUAUAUCAAAGAGAUAGUAAAAAUGACCAGCACUGCAGGGCAAAAUGAUAUUUACCAUGCUAGGAUGGUUCAAGUGAUUGGUGUGACCCCAGGUCAAAAUUCCACACAGGUACAAGGACAUAGCAGGACAGUAUAUUCACAGCCCCAGGAGGGACAUUCGGACCUGGUUAGUAAAGAUAUCCAUCAUCGACACCAAUUAAACAUUUCAUCACAGCAGGGGAAGAUGGGAAGUGAUGGGGACAGAACUCCACCUCUACCCCCAAGGGGGACCAAAUGUGGUAGCAAAAUUACUUCUGCACAAGAGCGACUGAGUCUUCAUGCUGGAAAUAGAAACUUUUUAACAAAAUAUUUUGAACAAAAUUCUUACGCACAAGAAACUAAAACUGUGAAUGGGGGAGUGAAACAGCUGAGGGGAAUUCUUAAAAAGACGGAGACUUCAUCAUUUCAAGGAACUGAAAAAGGGAGGGAAACCCCUCCCCCUGAAUUGCCUCCUCGCAUUCGCAAAAGGCCAGUAUCACCUCCAAAUGGAAUUAUUAAAAAGGAAACUGUUGAUAGGCAUAAUGGUGUUAGGACACAUCCUCAGCCACUUACUAAGACUAAUGUGACGAAACAUGAUCAAAUUUGGACUAAAGAAGAAAAGGAGAAGCCUGUCAAUGGAGUGUUAAGUCCUCCACUGAAUCACAUCACACCAGAGUCAACAGAGGAACUGUGGAAGAAAUUUGACAUGCUGGAUGUCUUGGAUUCUGCUAGUGAUCAUAGUGAUUCCUCAGCGGAUACCAUGAUCAUGAUGACAACAGCGGAGGAAGAAAAGAACCAGACAAAAAUCACACAGAGCAUGCAAAAAUAUAAAACUCAAAAGGAUGAGCAAACAAUUUUCAAUAACAAUAUGCAAAUUCAGUUUCAAAGUCCUGUUAAUACUGAACCACAGGAGGCUGAUAAAAAAUCCACCAAAAGCAUCAGCCAGCUGUCUCCGAAAUCAGAAGAUACAGAUGAUGGAUAUGGAACAAAUUCAAGUCAAGGAACAACAGUAUCCUCUCCUUUAUCCUCAAGUUUAACUUCUCUGAAUGUGAUUUCAGACACAGACAUUUCUAUUGUUCAUGGAGCUCCCAAGUUAGCCACAGCUACCUCAACUACGCAGCAGGAUAACAGUGCAAUUCAAAACUCCUCCAAAACUACCUGGGCAGUCCGACGCAGGACCAAAAUGGCUGAAGCCAAAGAAGAAUCUAGCUCCUUGCAGGAACAGCUUCGACAACUUGCCAUUAUUGAAGAAGAGGAUAAUACUCAAGCAAAUGAUGUUAGUGAAAAUAGUGGUGACAGAGUGUCAAGAUCAAGGAGUUCUAGUGUUAAAAUGAGGCAUUCUCCUCAAAAUGUUACAAGUGCAGAUGACACGCUGGAAUCUGUGACCUCUGACCUUGAAAAAUUUGAAGGUGAUUUAUAUGACAAAAUGAUCGAUAUGGAUCGCAAUUACAGGAAUUACUAUGGAUUUGACAAGGAUUUUGAUGUCAAAACAGAGGAUUCCAAAGUGCUUUACUUCCAAGACAAAGUGUUAAAGCAAAAUUAUGGAAGUGAUAAUUAUUAUAACCCCAGAGGAUAUUAUGGGAAGGAGUAUGGAGAACAGAGCUGUGAAAGACUGGGUCCACCACCCAUGUCUUCAGUUGGAUCCCUGCCACGAAAUGUGUCACUUUCUCGAGACUAUAGUUCACAAGAGAGUUCCUCAUAUAGAUCAAACUCAAGUUCUGGGGUUGGUUCUGUUGAUGGACGUUUCUAUCAACUCACAAAUAUGAGUAUGGACAAUAUUCGAGUUCCGAAAAACUUGACUUUACCUGGAAUGCCAGGAAAAGGGCACUUUUCAUCUUCUGAUAAUUUAACUCAAAAUGGAAGAAGGCCCCUAUUUGCAAGUUCUGCAGACAUCCAAAAAUUGUUUCAAACUCGGGACAAUAUCAGUGAUCAGUUACAGAGACCAGCAUCUUGUAGGCACAGUUUCCAUGCAAUGCCUUGCACUCAACAGUGGAUAGUGGAUGCUCAAAAUGAGGCCAGUACGAAUGAACUAAGACCAAGAGCAGCCUCUGCUAGUGUCUCUUCCAAAUCUAAAUCUUCAUGGAAUCCUUUUGGAGGAAUGUUCAGUAAAAAGAAGAACAAAUCAAGUGGUUCAAAUCAGGAUGUGGCAGGUAAGAAGAAGUCAAGUACGGAAACAAUUCCACCUCAGAAACCCAUUAUCAAGUCUGGAACAAAUGUUUCAACCUUGCCAGAUGGACCAUUGAGACGGUAUGCAGAGAAGAGAGGCUUCGAAGCCCUACCUAAUGGCAGUGCCUAUGAUAAACCAUUUAGAACUGUGAAACAUGUUGCUCCUUCAGGCACAAAGUUGUCAACACUGGUGUGAAGAAUUUGUUCCUAAAUGGUUGACAAGCAUUUAAGAGUUAUCUUUCCUGAUCAGCAUGUUUAUUGGGAAGUAGUAAUCAUGGUAAUCAAUAACAGAUUUUAUCAUCUCUUUUAUCAACACUGUAAUAAAUUAUCUGCCAUUUUGUCAAACUAACUUAUAUAAAUCAUUCAGUUUCUCAGGGGUUCCAUAAAUUUAUCAUUGUUUCAAUGUUUUAAUUUCCAUAAACUUUUAAGAUACCAACCAUAUAUCAUCAUGUAAAAAUACUGAAUUUUUUUGUCAAUUCAUGAAUGUAUUGUAGCACUGGAUCUACAAAAAUAUUCUGUUUGAAAUUAAUUCAGUGAUCGACUUGCAUUUUUGUAUUGCACAUUUUUUUUUACAUGUAGCAUUUAUUGUAUUGUUAAUGUUUGUUAGUUUUACAUCCAUUUUGAUUAUUUCCAAACUCUGCACAGAGAUAAAAGUUUCAAAGUAUUCAUUGCCUUGGCAAUUUAUUUUUGUACGGGUAUCAAUAUUUUAAAUUUUGUGCAGGAAUUGAAAAAAAGGGCAAGCUUUUUUCGUUUCAUUUUAAGACAUGCAGUCAUGUAUUUUUAAGUAUAGCUACAAUUUAAUAAAGAAUUGUUGUUAUAAUUUUUUCAAUUAUGACUUAUUGUUUCAGAAAGAUUGAAAGAAAUAAACUUUAUAAAUACAUGUAUAUUCAGACACCUAAGGAAUUAUUACUUGGUGUCUUUGAUGUGAAUCUUGCAAGUCAGAUUAGGUAAAUAAUGAUUUUGGAUUUUUUUUUAAAAUGAUUUGAAUUCUAGUUUAAAAAAAAUAAAUUGCCCUAGAGAUUUUUAAAAUUAUGAUUUUUAAUGGUUUGUUCAUUUAAGGAUUCCAAUAUUAAAAGCUUGCUGACUUUAACACUUGUAUGCAGGCCACUGUCUAGAAAAUUAUACAGAAUGAUUUUGUGUAGGAUUUUUGUCUCCACUAAACUUCUUUAUGCAUGAAGAAUGCAAAUUAUAUACAUACUAGAACAUGAUGUAUUAAAAUGUAUUAAAAAUUUAAUCCAAAUAUCAUCACUCAUUUUUAUCCCAAUUUUUUUUAAUUAUUGCUGCAUACAAAUUAAUUUGUUAAUUGUUGAAGAAUAUUAAGUAUGAAUGUUUACAUGUGCCAUUCUUGCAGCUUUUGUAACCUUGUUUCUGUUGAGUUUUGUGGCCACAUCAGCUAGGAUGUACAUUUGAUUUUUUUCAAGCUAUAUGAUAUCAAUUUUAUAUAGUGCUACUAGUCUUAACUUCAGAUUGGUUUUAUAUAAACUGUAUGGUUAUCUGCCCUUGGUUUUGCGAUGUAAUUUCAUUGUAUGUCGUGGGCCAGACCAGAGCCUUGUGCUGAUUCACUUAAACUUAACCAAUUUAAAAUUUUAGAUCUUUACAUUAUUAGGUCUGAAAAAUUAUUCACUGUACUUUACUCAACAAUUACAAUCAGGAAAUACCAUUCAAAAUUUCAGAUAACAAUGUUUCAUUUGGAAAAUUUACUCAAUAUGUACAUGUACUGGUAUAUUGUACAGAUUCAGGAUUUUUCAUCACGUCUGUAAUAAAAAGAUAUUCUUUUUAUGCAUAGAUAUGGAACUGCUUAAUGAGACAAGAAGUUAUUUUUACUCCAAUGUAAUUAAGGGCAUUAUUUUAAAAAAAUAAAUAAAUUCAAGUUUUUUGUAAACUGCUGCUGCAAAGAAUAUGUAUUAUGAUUGUCUCAUUUUUUUUUUUUUUUUUUUUUUUGGAAAAAUUUUGGUAGUAAAAACGUAUAAUUCAUAAGUAGUCUCGUACCAAUAUUUUGUUUUUGAAAGGUGUAUUUUUCAAUAAGAUAGAUUUGAGGGUGCCUAUACUUUUACUUAAAAUGGUGGCCUGUUUUUGUUUUUAAUUUGAAGUCCAUGAACUGCAGGAUUUUGUACUUGUGAACACAUCGAAUUUUCUGUGAUAAAAGAUUGUGAACAUUUGACAAAGGUUUGGACUAGGUAGGUGUUCUCAAGCUGCUUGUACAGGUGUAUUUUAAUUCUAUCCAUAUAGCAUUUACUGUCACUAAAUCAAAAAUAAACUAUAUGUCUGAUA